AUGAAGUUCUUUGCCACUGCGUUCUUCCUCGCUGUCACCGCCGUGGCUCUGCCCCAGCCUGGAGGCGACGGAAACAUCUUCCCCGUCAAGAAGGACAUGACUCUGAGCCAGGCUCAGGCCAAGUGUGGCAACGACGCGAAGGUCAGCUGCUGCAACAAGUCUACCUACACCCACGACAUCAACACCACCAACUCUGGUCUUCUGGCCGGUGUUCUGCAGUCCGCCCUUGGUGGCGGACCCGGCGGCGACGGCCUGGGCCUUUUCGGCCAGUGCAAUGAUCUCAGCCUGAACGUUCCCGUUGUCGACCUCGUUGAGGGAGGUCUCCAAAACCUGGUUAAUCAGAAGUGCAAGCAGAACAUUGCUUGCUGCCAGAACACAGGCUCGAACGCUAACGGUGACCUAAUUGGUGUUGCUAUUCCCUGUGUCGCGCUGGGCUCCCUUCUGUAA
This is a messenger RNA of Penicillium odoratum, 447 nucleotides long. RefSeq names its product hydrophobin family protein. The transcript is spliced from 3 exons. The record is from RefSeq and is a predicted model, not a curated record. Bases 1 to 447 code for a protein of 148 amino acids. Gene Ontology annotation, cellular component: fungal-type cell wall. Gene Ontology annotation, molecular function: structural constituent of cell wall. Lineage: Eukaryota; Fungi; Ascomycota; Eurotiomycetes; Eurotiales; Aspergillaceae.